AUGGAGAUCAAACAAGAACUGUUGAAGUUCAGGUACUACAUCGGAGGCGCACUACUGGUGUGUCUGGCGAUAUUCUCCUUCCUCUUCCUGGUGCCGAGGUUCCUCAACGUCUUGGCCUAUUUCUGGCCUCUCUUUCUCUCCACCGCGCUCUUCCUCCUCCUUGUUCUCUUCUUCGCCAAAACCCAAGCUCCCCCCAACUCCGAAGCUUCCAUUCCCAAACCCGCCGAGGACCUCCUCCACUAUGUCGCCGGUCACCACCCCGAUCCGCCGUUCGAUGCCCACAAGUCCGAUUAG
Molecule: messenger RNA, 294 nt
Organism: Sphenostylis stenocarpa
Lineage: Eukaryota; Viridiplantae; Streptophyta; Magnoliopsida; Fabales; Fabaceae
Source: the annotation of a GenBank genome assembly